AUGAAUGCUCAUAGACAGGGAGCUGACAUCUUCUCGAGCGGCCCCAUUCAUCAUUACGCAAGUCAGAGCAGCCACGAUGAGACACCAUUUACGGCCCUGCGGAACCACCAAGAAUUAGCAUACACGAUAAUCGCCAUAUUCUGUACUUACUUACUUCUCGAUCAUUUUGGCCUCGCUCCGGUUUCCCUUAUACGGUCGCUCUGGAACGUGUUCGUCUAUCUUACCCCGUCCUGGGUCCUCGUCGCAUUAGAUUCCCGCAUGUCGCCGUCCGACUCCUCCCCCUCGAGCCCCUCGGGAUUGUCCUUCCAUGAAAAGAGCGAGUCUAUGCAACGGAUAUUGGGCUUGGAUAACAACUCUUUCCCAUUCUUCCCGCGAUCCCGAUCCCUUUCCGGAAUUGGCAGCGCUCUCCUGGGUAACAACAAAGACGCCAUCCCUCCAGGUCUCGGCAACUGGGAUAAUUCUUGCUAUCAGAACAGUAUAAUCCAGGGUCUGGCGUCGCUAAAGUCGCUCUCGGCAUUCUUGGGGCGUAACGUCCAUCUUCUGGGAGAGAAGAACCCGUUCUCGACACACCAGGCGCUUAAAGGCAUCAUCGACCUUCUGAACAGUGCAUCAAACCAUGGACAUAAGCUUUGGAUUCCUUCGGACCUGAAGUCGAUGAGUAGCUGGCAACAGCAGGAUGCGCAGGAAUACUUCUCCAAGUUGGUGGAUCAGGUCGACAUUGAAAUCCAACGAGCGUCGCGAGGGGACACGAGGAACAUGGGUCUGAAAAUGGCCGGGCCGGAGGAAAACAUUCUGAAAGAAAUUUGCGUGGAUACAACGGCAGUCGACGAGAAUGUGCUAUCAGCGAUCGAGAAGGCUUCUUUUCGCAAUCCGCUCGAGGGCUUACUUGCCCAGCGGGUCGGGUGCAUGAAGUGUGGAUGGACAGAGGGGCUCUCGCUCAUCCCUUUCAACUGCCUUACAGUUCCUCUCGGAGCUAAAUAUGAGUACGACAUUCGUGAAUGUCUAGAUCAGUAUAUGACACUGGAGCCCAUCGAGGGUGUGGAGUGUGCCAAGUGUACUCUGCUACGAGCACGGGACCAGCUGAAGAACCUCCUUGGAAGUAUGUCUUAUGAAGAUGAAGCGGACAAGCUACAGUCGCCCGGCCUUUCAGAUGCUGUGAAGACAUCCGCGCAGACACGUCUCGAAGCCGUACAAACUGCUCUUGAGGAGGACGAUUUUGCCGAGAAGACGCUGGCAAACAAAUGCCACAUACCCUCCAAGAACCGAAUGACUACUACCAAGUCUCGCCAGGCUGUGAUAGCUCGGGCACCUCAAUGUCUGGUCGUCCACAUCAAUCGCAGCCUGUUCGAUGAGAUGACGGGGAUGUUGAAGAAAAACUAUGCAGCAGUCAAAUUCCCCAAGAACCUUGAUUUGAAUGACUGGUGUCUUGGAACUCAGCCUACUAGUGAGUCUGAAGAACCCUCCGAACGCUGGGUUACCGACCCUUCGGAGUCAAUGCUUCCCCAACCUGGCGAGGCAAUCCGCAUGCCUAGCAGACAAUACGAACUCCGUGCCAUCAUUACACACUAUGGCCGCCACGAAAACGGUCAUUAUAUCUGCUAUCGCAAAUACCCCACAUCCAUCUUUCCUGCGCCAGUCCCUGACGAGGUCCUGCAGGCGGAGGGUGACAAGGAGAAGCCAGAGCGCUGGUAUCGACUCAGUGACGAUGACGUGCAGAUGGCAGUCGAUACGAAGACCUCGGUGCCCUUGGAUGGAACUGCGAAGCCGGAAUCAGUCCGUUCCGAGGUCUCCGAAUCGGUGUCUAAUUUCACCAUGUCUGAAAACAUGUCGACUACGUCCACGGUAACAGACGCCGAUUCCACCACGUCUCGUGCAACCAGCGUAUCAACUCCUGAUCAGACUGCGCUGCCUGUGGAAGAUCUCGGCGCCGAUUCCAUGGUUCCCAAAUCUUUCAAUGUGGUGAACAACGACAUCCAUAUCUCCACCGAGGAGCUCAGCUCCCCUUCGGCCAUCACUGCCUGA
Penicillium cataractarum is the source of this 2022-nucleotide messenger RNA. Its product is annotated as ubiquitin-specific protease UBP1. Gene Ontology annotation, cellular component: cytosol; nucleus. Gene Ontology annotation, molecular function: cysteine-type endopeptidase activity; cysteine-type deubiquitinase activity. The coding region runs from base 1 to 2022 and encodes 673 amino acids. The record is from RefSeq and is a predicted model, not a curated record. Gene Ontology annotation, biological process: protein deubiquitination. The transcript has 2 exons. Lineage: Eukaryota; Fungi; Ascomycota; Eurotiomycetes; Eurotiales; Aspergillaceae.